This is a messenger RNA of Limulus polyphemus (Atlantic horseshoe crab), 6751 nucleotides long. RefSeq names its product serine/threonine-protein kinase SMG1-like. Gene Ontology annotation, biological process: phosphorylation; nuclear-transcribed mRNA catabolic process, nonsense-mediated decay. The record is from RefSeq and is a predicted model, not a curated record. The transcript is spliced from 42 exons. NCBI's taxonomy places the organism in Eukaryota, Metazoa, Arthropoda, Merostomata, Xiphosura, Limulidae. The annotation marks the transcript as partial. Gene Ontology annotation, cellular component: nucleus. Gene Ontology annotation, molecular function: protein serine/threonine kinase activity.
UCAUCAGUGAGCUUAAAUGGGAAGUUUAAUGUUACUAAUUUGCUUUUGUACUAUUCGCUUUCAUUUCGAAAGGAAUGAACCAGAAAUCGUCAAGCGGUAAAAUUAAGGAUUUUCGACGUGAAAAAUCAAGAGGAAGAAGAGACGAGGACGAGAGAAUAAAAAGAGAAGAAAGUAAUUACCAGAGGCGUAGUGUGGAUCGCUCACUUCCGCCUACUCUCCAUGGCAGACCAAAGGAUUUAGGCUUAGGAAUAGGAGAGAAAUCUCGCUCUCGAAGCCGAGAUGGUCGUCCUCAUGGCAGCAGUCUUAUUUUCCGUCGCCAAGAACGGGGUAAGUUUUCUGGUGGACCGUCAAAAAGAAGCACCCCUGACAGCAGUCCGGUCCGUACGUCUCAAGCAGGUGACACAGUAAAAAUUCAGUCUAAUCCCAUUCCUAGUAAUGGAUCAUCGAAUAGCACGUCAUUUCAGACUUAUGGAGGUCCAGAUGGAAGCCUAUUGGUGGAAGACUCAAGACUGGCAAGAAUACUGCAGCGACUUGAACGUGAAGAUGAUCGAGAACGCCAGUUAUCUUCCCUUAGGCAAUUAAAGGAAAUAUUCAGUGCACGUGAAAAUGCUAAGUCAAAUACUUUCCAGGCUGUUUCUCACAACCUAUGCACUGUUAUCAACACUUUUGAUGAGUUGAUCCACCACAGAUUACAUCAUAGUGUAAAACAGGAGAUUGUAUCCUGCUUGGGAAUGAUAGGAACACUCUUGGGACCUGAAGCUAAAAGCUUUUUCCAAUGGAUUUUCAACACUUGUAACUCAACAAUAUCUGAUGAAUACCGGAUUUUAUUAGUCAAAACACUGCAUGAGAACUUGAAAGAAGAUAAAGUCUCUGGUGAACUGGAGAACCUGAUGCCAAUGAUCAUGACACACACACAGUCAACACUGGAGAAUGCAGAUCUUCCUGACUUACUUGUUGCUGUUGUGGAUGUGAUUAUUGACAUUGCUAAGACUUUUCCUUCCAUAUUUAGGGGUCAUUUCAGAGAUACUGUGGAUAUUCUUGUUGGUUGGCAUAUUGAUUCUACUCAAGCAUACAGUCUUACAUGUUACACAUCUGAGGCUUUGAUUAGUUUCCAGCAGUUCUGGGUGGAAGAUAUUAACUUCUCUGUAACUCUUUUGGGCCAAUUUUUAGAGGAUAUGGAGGCUUAUGCUGAGGAUUUGGUCCAAGGUAAUACAUCCACAGGGGAAGGAGGAGAUGGAACUCUAGAAGACCAACCUCCCUCUCCAGCAGAGUGUUUGGCUAAAAUCACGUCUUUAAUCAGAGUGUUUACAACUGUACUGAAGAGUCUUGGAAAAAGUGCAUCUCCAAAUGAAAGCAUUGCAGUGACAUGGGACUUUCUAACAGAGAACUUGAAAAGUCUUUUGAAAAGUGUGAUGUUGACUUCCGAGUACACCUAUCAAGAACUUCUUUUAACAGCUGCCAAUGAGAGCAUUAUGUUGCUUCUACUGAACACUCAGUCACACGCAGUUGUUGCAAUGGACAAGCUACUGUUAUACUUCAAAGUCUUUCAACUACAGCCUGUAGAAAAAUUAUCUGAAGCCCACUUGCUGUCCAUUCUUCAGCUACUGAUUCAGUGUGUAAAUGUUCUUAACACACAGUUGACAGUUGCAUUUGUGAAGUUUGUUUUUUCCCCUGAGAGCCUCUGUUACAAACUGAAGUUUUAUCCAAGUAAAAAUAUACAGAGUCAACUGCUGGCUCUACAACACAUGGUUUUGAGACUGAAGAAUGUUCCUGUUCUGGAAGAAGCCUACAAAUACAUUUUAGGAGACAUAGAGGCUGCAUUUUCUAUCUUGAUGGAGAAGGAAUGCAAGCUUACCAGCAGUCAGAGCAGCCUUGGAUGUACUUUCUCUUACAGCUCCAAGAAGGCUGCUGGGAUAUCCUUUGUUUCAUCUCUCUGUGCACUUGCAGAGAUUGGCAAUGCUAAACAUUCUAUCAUUGGGAUGUGGGCCCUGAACCCUGGAUUUUUUGAUCUGAUUGCAACCCAUCUCCAACCAUCUUCAACACAUCUUGCCAAAAAGCAUCCAGCUAUUCAGUACUCUAUGUUACAUGUCCUUUACUCUCACUGUACCAGACAUGGUCAUUUUGUGUCAAGUAGUCUUCUAGUGAGUCCAAGCCCUACUUCUGUACCACCCACAGCUGGUCACAGUUCCCCUAUUCUGACCACAAUGUCUGUAGUGCCUCCUCCAAGCAGUGGUCACUUGACCUCAAUCCUGACCUUGUUAUCCUCACUUUUGGAGCAAAAAGAAGCUAGCUAUGAUACCAGGCUUCUCUGUCUUUGGUGGGUGCAAGAAGUUGUGGAGGGGAUUCAACACCAUCUUUCCAGGGUUGUGGAAAAUCAUGACUUUAUUAGAUUAGUAAAAGCUGUUAUAAACUUGGGUUACUCACUUGACCCUAAUGUCAGUGUUUCAUGCUGUAUUCCUCUUCAGAUCAUUAUCAGAGCUGGAGCUACGCUGUACAAAAAAUAUUUAUUUAAAAGAUGCUUUGAACUUUGUCUGUUAAAGAUAAAUGAUGUUGAUGAAAAUGUCAGGAGAGAAUUUCUUUCUUUGCUUGUUCUUUUGCCUCUGGAUAUUGUAAUUAGCAGUUCUCCUAUGAAUAUUACAAAACUUGGAAUACACCAACAAAGCUACCUGGAGGUUACCCCAUCACAAUUGUGGCAGGUUCGUAGAAGCCACAUGAAUCACUUCUCUGGUGGUACUUUUCAUUCUCAUAACUUUAGAACAGUUAUGGGAUUCAUCCUUCAUGGAACUCAUCCCAAGGACAAAGAUUGGCCAAUAAGGUUGUUUCAGAGCUGUCAGCGAUCAGAUAAGUCAUCUAGGAGGCUUAUGAAAUUAGCCCUUAGUUACAGCCCAGCAUUGUGGUUCUGGGCAACAUGGGAGUCAGCUUUAGCUUGUGUCACAAACAAACUUCGAACUCCACUAGGAAAACCUCAGGACACUUUUACCACAAUUGAAGCGGCCAUCAAGAGUUAUGCUAAAGAAUCACGUUUUCCUCCUAACCCUAGGAGCUUGACCCAAGAAAACAACUUGAUUGACCUGAAAAGAGUGAAGCUAUUGCUGGACUUCAUGGAACAUUUGGAGAAACUGAUGUAUAAUGCUUAUGAAGGUUGUGCUAUUGCACUUCCAACACUACCAAAGGCUGUGAGAACAUUUUUCCGUACCAACAAAGGGACGUGCCAGGAAUGGCUUCAUCGUGUACGUUUGUCUGUUUUGGUAGUUGCUCAGCAGUGUGGACAACCUGCUGUAGUUAUUCGUCAGGGUUAUGAACUUCUAGCAGAGAUGAAAGAAGCUGAGAAUACACAGAGUGGAGAUUUUGAAAGAACCCUUGUCCUUGUUGUCCAAGCUCUCAUGAUGCUACGAUGUCCUGAACCUAUACUUGGUUUAUACACUUGGGCUAAAGAAAAACUGGGAAAGAAAUAUUUAUGGAUAAAGACAGCUGUGGAUCAUGCAGCUGGGAAGUAUGAAAUGGCUGUCCAGGGUUUCAACAACUUGUAUCAAACAAUGAAUACAGAUUAUACGUCUCAUAUUGUAAACUGUAAACUUAGUACUCUGGGUGAAGUGUCAGAAAAAUUCGAAAAUGACAAAUAUUCAUCUACUGAAACUGCAGAAAGUACAAUUGUGGGAGACCUACCUGAAGAAGUGGAAAAGGCCAAACUAUCAUGUAGUGAAGAUGGAGGUAUUUAUGGAGAUGAUGAUGACUUUAUGACAGCAGCUUUGCAACAUUUACAGUACAAAGGUGGACCUGUAUCCAGAAAAGACAGUGGCUAUUUUCUACAGUCAUUUUUACUUCGUAUGAUCACAGAAUGCUAUAAGAACCUAGGAAACUGGGCUGAAGUCAAGCAGUGGAUUGAAGCUCAGAAGCAGAUAAAUAACAAGAAUGGUUUAACUUUUCCUCAGUUUUUCUCAGAUGAGGAUAUAGACUACAUCAAAACUCUCUCAGUUUUUGAAGGAGGGCUUGGAACUUCAUCACCAAGUAGUGAUAAAUCUUUGAAGGAUUUUUUUAGUGGUGACCAGAUGGAUCUGACAUCUCUUGGAUGGGAUGUGGAACAGCAGUUUCAUAAAGCAGAGAAAAUCUUGUUAAAUUCAGCUUUGGAAUCUUUGAAAGUUGACAAGAAUGAAACUUUGGAGAUAGAGAAAAUCAGUACUCGGGUCAAAGAAUCAAAAGACUUGCUGGUAGGCUUGCUCCAGACAUCAGCUAUGGAAUGGCCUCCUUACGUCUACCCUAGUCAAGCUGCUCUUCAUGUUAAGGCUGCAGCUUUCUCUUCACUUUUGCAGGAUGGCCGUAAAAUCUCCCCUGCACUGCUAAGUGCUGACCAUUCUUUGAACCCAGCAGAUGUUAGUACAGCUGUAUUGACUCACUCUCUGUCUUGGACUAAUGUGUGGAGCCAUGUGGCAGCAAAGCAGCAAGGUAUUAAGCCACAAGUGAGUUGUGUUAGUGGCCUUCAGUUAGCAGCUGCAAGACUAGCCAGAAAACAACAGAACUAUAAACUAGCUCAAGAGCUCUUGUUAAAAUCAAUCAAAUUAAUCACUGGGACAGAAUCUGAUGGUAUUAAUGGGCCUGGAGGAAACAAAAGCCUUCUUCAUGUCCUUAAAAGCUCUCUUAAUUUUCCUGUUUCAGAACAGCUGGUUGAAGUUCAACGAGAAGGAGCUAAAUUGUUACAAAGUGGUAGCAACAGCGAGGGUGGAAUCGGCAUUCUUCUUGGAAGCUUAAGAUCAUCAGUAACAAUCUUAAAUAGCAAGGAACUUGUACUAAAGGAUACUUCUCUAAGUUUCUUAAAAGAACUGACCACAAGGUCUAUCCUUACACUUGUCAAGUACUUACGUCAAGAUACAACAUUGUUGACUCAGCUGUCGUCAUGCCAGAAUGAAAACUUAGAAAAGGAUGUAGAAAACUUUAACUGGUUGCUAGAAAUGUCAACACGAUCAUCUUCAAAUAUGUCACGUUUAACUGAUAGCUUGAGGAGAAGUUUAAGUGAUUUCUCAGGAUCAUAUUUUCAAGCAGGUGAUACUGUAGGACCUACAGAUUGUGCUCUUGGACAACUUCUUCACCUUGGAGUUAACCAGUGUCCUACAUCAGCAAAAGCCUGGUCUCUGUUGGCGGGUUGGUGCUAUCGAUGGGGAAGGAAAGCUGUGGACACGUCCAGCUCUACCAGUAGUCUCUAUCCUGAAGAAGCAGAAAAGGCAUUGAGCAUUCUCCCACUAGAUGUUGACUCUGAAACCCAAGAGACUGUUCUUCAAGUCCUCGGACAAAUCCACAGGUCAACAUGUGAAGAAUGGGAUGAUGACCAUCCUGGAUGGGACCUACUGGAAGACAUGGCUGAAAUAACCAAAAAACAGUUAACUUCUAUUUGUCCUCAACUUACCAACACUGAAGACACCUUGGAACAGUUGGUUGCCAUUCGAAGAGGAGUAGUCCAGAGAGCUUACUGCUACUAUGAACUCACUGCUAAAGCAUACUUUCAGUACUUGCAAUUGUCAGAUCAGAGUGACUUGGAGAAAGAAAAUGUCACAGCAACCCUCCGACUACUGCGUUUAGUUGUAAAACAUGCCUCAGAAUUAAGAGAUGUGUUAGAGAAAGGUUUGGCAAAGACUCCAACAGCACCCUGGAGAGGAAUUAUUCCUCAGCUCUUCUCUCGUCUGAGUCAUCCUGAACCGUAUGUAAGGCAGAGUAUAUCAGAUCUUCUGUGUCGUGUAGCACAAGCUUCCCCUCAUCUGAUAGUUUUCCCAGCUGUUGUAGGUUGUCUCACCUCUAAAGCCAGAGUUAACUUACAACAAGACACUUCAUGUGAUUUUCUUGAGCCAUACCUGUCCCAAGGUCUUGCAGCUGAAACUGGAUCACAUGACCUUGUCACUUUGCCUGACAACCAAGACCUACCCAAAAGCAUUCCAGGAGUUGUUUCGGAUGAAGAAGAUUCUGAAGAAGACAGUCAAAACACAGCAAUCAUGCAGAAUUGUUUUUCUGCUCUUGUGGAAACUUUGGGAAGACAGGAUGCUCGUACAAUAGCUGAAGUGAAAACUUUAGUCCAUGAACUUCGACGUAUUACUUUACUUUGGGAUGAGUUGUGGCUUGGCACAUUGACUUUGCAUCACUCAGAGAUGUGCAGACGAGUCUCCAUCCUUGAAGAAGAAAUAAAGAAAGUUGAAGGCAAUUCUUCUCUUAGUAAACAAGAUAAGUUGGAAAUAAUCAAGGAAAAACAUCAUGUGUUUUUGAAGACUGUACUUUUCGUUCUUCAACAACUCCAGCAGAUUACCUCCCAGCCCCCUGAAACUCCCCAUGAACAAUGGUUUCAAAAUACAUUUAGUGAGGUUAUUGACACCACUUUGGAGAAACUUCAGAAUCCAACUAAUCCAUACCAACCUCACCAAGGUCUUCAGUAUUAUAAGCAGCUCCAUCAAAUGCUACAACAGAAAGUCCAACAGCAGUCAAGAGGUCACCUGAUGAUGGACAAGAUUAGUCCAGUUUUAGCUGACCUGAAAUCAACUGUUAUCCCUAUGCCAGGGAUCAAUGCCACAUCCUCAAGUAUUGUUACUAUUCAGUCCUUCCAUCAAAAUGUAUCCAUCUUACCAACUAAGACUAAGCCCAAGAAACUGGCAUUUGUGGGCUCCGAUGGACAAAAAUACACUUACCUUUUUAAAGGACUGGAAGACCUUCAUCUUGAUGAACGCAUUAUGCAGUUCUUGUCUAUUGUGAAUAACAUGUUUGUGAAGAAAAAAAG